AUGAGGAAAAUGCAAGAGCAUUUCAUCGCCCUAGAAGAAAUUCAAGAGGAAUCAAGGGAUAGGGGAGUGCAAGAGGCUAGCGCAACACCCAAGUCGACAUCGGACGACGUUCAAAGACGGCCUGGGAAGAGACUGAGCCCACCUACACGAGGAAAUGGGAAUAAGGAAUGGGUAGCCAAAGGAAAGAGGCCGAGGCACGAGGCGAGAACAUACACUUAUUUGAAUGCUCCACUAGAAGAAAUCUUCAAAGAGAUCGAAAAAAGGAAUGACAUCAUAUACCCAGCAUCAAGAGCGAUACAGUUCGAGGAGACCAAGGAUCACCCGAAGUGUUGCCAUUAUCAUCAGUAUCGAGGCCACUCUACAAAUAACUGCCGAGAAGUAAAAGACAUCGUGCAACACCUUAUUCGAGAUGGUUACCUGAGACAAUUCAUCCGACACCCAGCACAGGAAACCGCUAUGCCAGAUGCACCUGUUCAUCAGGUCCGAAUCGACAGAUCCACUCAGUUUGUCAACACGAUUUCGCAUUCAGCCACUCAAGAGUACAAUCUGAACCCUGGUAUCAUGUCUAGAAUCCACAAAAGGGACCAUAACGGGAAAGAAAUUUUCAGUGUAGCAAAGACUUUGCCGAUGGAACCUUGGAUGGUGCAACCUAUCAUUUUCUCGGCUCAGGAUGUCCCAAUGAACGGCCAGGCUCACAGUGAUCCCUUGGUCAUCACUUUGCUGAUUGAGGAAUGGGGGGUAAGAAGGAUACUGGUAGAUAGUGGGAGCUCAGUCGAAGUACUCUUCUACGAUACGUUCAAGAGGAUGAAGCUAUCAGAUGAUAUACUCGUCCCAUCAACAUAUUGUAUCUACGGCUUUAAUGGGACCGUAACCAUCCCAAAGGGCUAA
Molecule: messenger RNA, 888 nt
Organism: Papaver somniferum (opium poppy)
Lineage: Eukaryota; Viridiplantae; Streptophyta; Magnoliopsida; Ranunculales; Papaveraceae
Exons: 1
Coding region: 1-888 (295 amino acids)
Source: RefSeq, a predicted model, not a curated record